Lymnaea stagnalis (great pond snail) is the source of this 8371-nucleotide messenger RNA. NCBI's taxonomy places the organism in Eukaryota, Metazoa, Mollusca, Gastropoda, Lymnaeidae. The record is from the annotation of a GenBank genome assembly.
GAAAAACUUCCUAAAGACAACAUCUUUGAUGCUGCUUUUUUUGUAACGUAAGUACAAUGUAUACUGAACAAUACCUCAUAUAGUUUCUACAAUCUACGACUCAAUUAACAAAACCUUACAUAUAUAUAUAUAUAUAUAUACUUCUUUGUGCACUAUUGCUAGUCUUUCAUUCUUAAGGCCUUACAGUAUGGAAUGCAAGAACUUUUCUGAAAGCCUAAUAGAUGCCCAGUCUAUUAUAAAAGUCUUUGAACCAUCAAAACUCUGCCUGAAACGAUUUUAAUUUUGCCCUAUACAGCUGAGCCUUACAAUACAAAUAUUGGCCCCUGGCUUCAAUAUAAGACGUAAAGAGACUUUCAUAAUUGGGAAAUAUCUUCAUAAAAUUGAAUGCAGAACCACAUAAAACACAGAAGCCAAUAUUAACUUUGUGGCAACAUCCUCUGUUUCAAUAUAUUAUGACAAAUGUAAGAAAGAAACCGCAGACAUAUUCUAUUUGUGCAGCUGCCUAAUUUCCUGGUUGGUUUAUUAGAGGACCUGAAGAAUUUCUGGGCUUGUGAAACACCUUCAAAAAUUAAAACUUUAAAAAAAUCUUGUUCAAUAUUUCUAGCAUUAAAUAGCCGAUAGAAUUUUAAUAACAAAUAUCACAAUUCAGUGUAUCAUUUAAUGACAUUAUUGUUAUAUCAUACAAACAUAUGGAAUAACUUAUUUUCUAACAUUCACCAGUGGUGUGGAACUGGAAGGUCACAAGGUUGGGAUAGCAAUACCAGACUCUAUAUGUUCAGGGAGAGCUGUGGCCGUCGUAAAGGUAUCUAUCUGGUUAUUUUAGUCUAACUGAAUUAUAAAAUAUUCUGCUGAUAAAGUUUCAUGUGUUGAAUAGUUCAGCAAUUUUUUUUUAAAUUUAUGGGUCCAUUGAUAUAUAUUUGACAGAGUGGUCGUCCCUUUGAACCUCAGCAGACAGCCACAAUUUUGUCACACAUGGCUGGCCACAUUCUUGGUAUCAAACAUGACGAAGAAGGUCAGUAGCCUUUUAUUGUUGUAGUUUAGAGAUAUAAACUGAGUAGACUAAAGCUGCCUAGAAAUAAGUUGCUGUUUUUAUUUUUUACACAAAUUUAAUUUCAACAUGAUAUAACAUAUUAUUGCACUGAGAAUUAUGAUUUAUAAAUUUUAAAAAGCCUUCUAGAAAGUCAGCUGCAUAGACACUGAUUCAUCUUUUUAAGAAUCAGUGUGAUUAGAUAGUUACAAAGCACCACCUAAAUGACAUUUAUUAACACUCUCAACGGCUGUUGAUUAUGUGGGAUUUACUCUAUUGUCACAUUUUAAUUCUUUUAUUUAAUGCAUGCAGCUGUAUGGAGAGAACUUUAUCAUGAAGGUACAAUAUUCUGUUUUGAUAUUGUGAUUUUUUAAAAAUUAUGUUGUAAAUGAAUUUGGAACAUUUGUCUCAAUUUUCGGAGGAUUCUUCUUAGUAAUCAUCAAAUGGAACUUUUCGAUUGUUAAUGUUAAAUAUAUUCCUUUUAAAUAAAGACCAGGGGAAAGUAUGGGGAUUUUGUGUAUUAAUUUUAAUUAAUGCUGGAUAGAAAGUGUUGCAUAAAAUAAGUACAUUGCACAGCAAGCAGUAAAUGUAUGGCUUUGAAAAAGUUUUAGCUCAAUUUUCCCAUUGCUUAUGCUUUCAUUAUAAUUGUUUGGUAAGGACGUGGGAAAAUUAAAAGUUAAGUUCACAAAAACUGGUCUGGUAUUUCAGUAAGGAUAUUUUCCAAUUUGAUAAUUUAACUAAAUUUAGAAUUGAAGUAUAUUUUAAAAAUUACUCUUAGAAUGUCAUUUUAUUUAUUCACGUAAUUUUAUUUUAUUUUGAAAGUCUUGGAUUAUUUUAUUUAUUUUCUACAGCUUUUCAGAUUUUCUGUUCAUGUCACAGCAUGGCUCUUUAAAAAGUCAAAAUUAUAUACAGACAAUUUUCAUGCACUAGUAUUUUGCACAUGUUUUUCUUUUGCUGUUAUAAUGUGAUUUGAAUUUGAGACUUAAGUGCUUUUUUUUCAACAGUACAGUUAUGUCCACCUUACGGUUAUAUUAUGGAUUUAUUUUAAUUAAUGUUAACAUAUUAACUUAAGAGGUUAAAUUAAAUUUAAUUUUGAAUUCACUUAAAUAGUCACAGUAGCAUCUUUUUUAAGCUAUGGCUUCAAAUAUUUCUUGAACUUUUGUUAUCAAAUUAAGCGUAGUUUUUGUAAUUUAGGUAUGUUUAAGAUGAAGAUUGGCAACACUUAAAUAAAUUGGAUGAAAAUUAAAAUUUCUAAGAAUUACACUAAAUUAUUUAUAAUGCUUAUAUUGAUUCAGUUGACCUAAAGAAGAAAAUUUUUUGAUUUUUUUUUCUUUAGGAGGCUGUUAUUGCAAAGAUGAAUUGGGCUGCAUUAUGUCAACAGAAGUUCUGUAAGUUCUUUAUUCAUAAUUUACAUUAUUAUUUUAAGUUUCUUUACAUUUGCCUUAUUCCUGUAAACAAUUUCAACAAAUUUGACUGCCUGAGCUUGCUUUUUCUUAAAAAAUUAAUUUUUCCUCUUAGGGGAGCUGGAGGUGUCCAUUCUAGAUUAUUUUCAUCUUGCAGUACAUCUGAUCUGGAUGCUAGUCUUAACAUGGGCAUUACAUCAUGCUUGUGGGGUGCACCUAAAGUGCCAGUGAGUAUUUACGGAAAAGUAUCUCAUGUCAUUUGACAGAUGUAGAAUAAAAUAAUUGUAUUGUUAUUUGUUAGGACUAAAAGAAGUUCUUUUGAUGAAGUACUUAAAAUAAGUUUGACCUUUUCCCCAACAGACUGAAUUUAAACAAACCUGUGGAAACAACAUUAUUGAGAGGGGAGAAGAGUGCGAUUGUGGUAUUCCAGAGGUAAGAAUUUUUUCUUAGAAAUAGAUGGCUUUAUGAUAAAUGAUACUACAUAUAAUUAAUAAUAAUAGAAAUUGAGGGUUUUCCUUACCUAUUAUUUACCUCUGCAGUAAGUAUCUGAAAGUGAAAUCAAUUUACAAUUUCUUUUGUGUUUAGGAAUGUGAGAGAAAAGAUCCUUGCUGUGAUCCUACCACCUGUCUCCUUCAGCCUUGGGCACAGUGUAGAUCAGGACCGUGUUGUAACAAUUGCUCAGUAUGUCAGCAGUUUUCUUUAUGUUUUUUUGUUUUGCACAUUUUGGGUAAAGCAUUAGAAUUUCAUAUGUUUAGAAAUGUAAACCUUUUUUUUAAAGUUAGUUUGCUUCUUAUUUUAUGUUAAGAAUGAAAGCUGCAUUUAAUUUUUUCCUCUUCAAAUUUCAGUUUUUAUCUCCAACUCAUUUGUGUCGACCCCGCCAGUCAGAAUGUGACGUGCCAGAAUUUUGUGAUGGCCAGUCUGGAAAUGCAAGUUUACUUUAAUUCAUCCGCCUUAUUUAUUCAUAUAUUAAGAAUUAUAAAUGAUUAUCUAUCUUAAGGUAAAAAGCUGAGGGAUAUUAAGUUUUAUAAAUUUUCUACUGAAGCUAAAUAAAUAUAUAUGUCAUCUUUAAAAACUUGGUUGUUAAUUUGCUUCCCUCUUUCCAGUGUCCAUUCAACACUUAUAUUGAGGAUGGCCAUCCAUGUGCAGAGGGAACUGGCUAUUGUAUGGGUGGCAUAUGCCCGACAGUGCACAGACAAUGCCAAGGGAUUUGGGGAGCUGGUAAAUUCUCUAUGACUUUCCCUCUUAUGUGUAAACAAACUGUUGAAUUUCUUAGUCAUGAUAUAAGUAUAAAUGUUUACAGAAGUUAAGAUUCAACUUAGAAAAUCAAUUAUUAACAGCAACAUAACAACUAAUAAUUCUUUUAUUUUAACAUUUUCAAAAUUUUAGGUGCUAAAGGUGGUCACGACCAAUGCUUUCAGCGCUUCAAUCCAACUGGCAAUUUUAAUGGGCACUGUGGUAAAGACAAAGUGACUGGUAACUAUGCCAAGUGCCAAAAUGAGUAAGUCCGGAGGUUGUUUGGAAUUUUAUUGCAUUGUUAUGAAUUCUUCAUAAUGAGUUACAAUUUUUAUCGCAAUUUUAUGAGUUUUGGACCUUACUUGGUUUUGUUUUUAGAGCAUAGAAUUUAACAAUUUCUGUAGAAAUUUUCUGAUAAUCUCAAUGUAUUUUUUUUACCGAACAAAUGGUUUCCCAUUUUAAAAACCUUUUUUGACCUAUAUUUACAGUUAUUUUUGUUUUUGUCCUCUUGAAAUCACAUCUUUAACUGUAUUAUUAUUUAUUAAUUAAAUAUCCUUUAGCUUACUUUAGGUACUCAUAUUUUUUUAGAUGGCAUUCACAAACUGAAAGAAUCCUAAGGUUAUAUGCUUACAUACAUUUUCAAUUGUUUCAUUAUCAUAUAUUUUUGAACUAGUGAUAUCCUCUGUGGAUUGCUCCAUUGUGAAGGUGGAAAUCCAUCACCAAUGUAUGGGUCUGAUAAAGGUUUUUCUACAACUAAUGUAAAUGCCAAUAGCAUUGAGUAUGAAUGCAAGUAAGUUCUGCAACUUAAUCAACCUUUUUUUAAUACCUAAUGCCUAAGAGCCAAUAGAUACUGGUAGACAUCACUUUAAAACUACUUACAAAUAGCUGUUGGCUGGUUUCAGUUUCUUUUCUGCUUGACUGCCAUAUUUAUUUUUUUUUAAUGGGAUUAAUCUGUCCCUCUUUAUAUAAAUUAUAAAUUGUUUGAAUUGUUUGGAGAGAUCAUUAUUAAUUGUAUUAAUUGUAUUAAUUGAUGCAUUCAAUUCAUUUGGACAGUUAUAAAUUUAAUUUUUUUUGUACAAAAUUUGAUCACAUGAUCUAAUUAUGGCUGGAUAAUUUUUCAAAUAAAUUCGAUUGUUGCUAAAUAAAAACAAAACUCAAAAGACUUACCAUUUUUAAUCUGUUCUUCUUAGAACUGUACAUGGGCCAGCAAUGAUGGACAUGCCUCACAUGGGAAUGGUGCAAGAUGGCACAAAGUGUGGCCACAAUAAAAUUUGUUUAAGAAAUUCUUGUUUUCAUCUCCCAAGUAUACCCACUCUUAACUGCCCCUCCACGGAUUUGGCUUUAAUCUGUUCUAACCAUGGGGUAGGUGAAACAAAAAUGCACUGAAUACUAAUGGGUUUGGAUUUUUUUAUUAUAUUUUCCACAUCACUUGUUAAGUUAUGGCUGUCACUAUUUAUUUGUCUGCUUUUAUAACGUGAUGGGUCAUUUAAAAAGUUCUUUCAAAGCAUCUAAAACAAUUUUUUUUUUUUUUUUUGCAAAUGCUUAGGUUUUUGCCCCAAAUGAUCAUUGUUUCUGUGAACCUGGUUGGGAUGGUGAUGACUGCUCCGUUAAACUGAACAUCACCCAUAUAACGUGAUGGGUCAUUUAAAAAGUUCUUUCAAAGCAUCUAAAACAAUUUUUUUUUUUUUUUUUGCAAAUGCUUAGGUUUGUGCCCCAAAUGAUCAUUGUUUCUGUGAACCUGGUUGGGAUGGUGAUGACUGCUCCGUUAAACUGAACAUCACCCUUGUGGACAAAAAGUCUAUAGUUGCUUCAGAACUUACAACCUCUGUGCCCUCGACUACAACAAAAGAGAUGAAAGCCAAUGCUCUGAGUGAACGUGAACCAGUCCUGGCUGAGAGUAAUCUUUUGGCAGACACCAACACUCCAGCAACUGCCCCCAUUGCAGAAAGUAAAUACCCUUAAUUUUUAGUUUUGGCUUUAUUACCCUUCUUCUGUAGUUAAUGUUAAUUAACUUUAAUAAUGAAUAUUCUACAACAUUCCAAAUAGGUAUUGCUCUGAUCCAAGCAAAAAUAAAAUCAUUCAAAUAGUUUUAAAACAAUAAUGUGAACAUUCUUUACCUACAUUGUUUUCUUUCCUUCACACAGAUGAUGGUGGUAUCAGCACAACUUUGCUUAUUACUAUUUUAGCUACUGUAAUUGGUGGCUUAUUUCUUGCUAUGGGAGUCACCCUUAUUUGUUACAGGUAAUACCUUGCUUGUUACUUUUUAACUUUUAUUGUUAUGACAUUUUAAUUUAAAAAUAAGCACUUUAGGGCAAUUUGACCCAUCACUGGGGCUUUUAUGCAUUUGUUAUUAAAUUUUUCAUGUUCAAUUUGUAUGACAUAAUUUAAAACAACAAAGUAGUUUGAACAUGAAAUAUUUGCUGAAAACAGUUAUUAGAGCAAAAUAUAUUCUUUUUUAGAAGUACCUAUACACAAUUUUAUAGUUUAAAUUUAAACUAUCAUUAUUUAGUACAGAAUUAAGUUAAAAGGUGGAAAAUCGCAUCUUUCAUCUGUUUGUUAACUAAAUGGUAAACAACUUUACUUACUAAAAAUGCAUUAAUGAAAUUCGGAAUUUUUAUAGUGAUUAUUGCAAUACUAAAUAACUAUUACUAUUACAUUUCUUUUAGAAGAAGAAGUCCAACCAAAAAUGUUAUGAUCACUGGAACACAAGGAAAUGGGAAGAAAAGCAGGUAAAAUGUUUUGACUAAAAAGUUUAAGGCUUACUGGUAGUAAAAAAAAAAUUCAUUUAUCAUAUACAUUUCUCUUAUCAGUUUAAAAUAAACUUGUCUCAUCUUUAUAAUGUUCAACAGAGGCAGAAAAGGUUGGGGCAGAAAGAAGAAAAGGCUUUACAGUGAGGACGAAAGUGAAAUGAGUGAACUGCCGCCCCCGCCCAUCAUCGUGAUGGACCCUGACAGCAUCAUGCCAGAGAAAGGAAUAUUAAAGAACUCCUCGGCAAGACUUGCUUCCAUGGAGCACAGAACCAGCAGUGAUUCCAACGGUGGUUCACAUGGGGACCAGGACAGCGUUGGCCCGUACAUGUACGAUGAGGAUGAGGAUGCAGAGGCUGAAGAGAUCUGCAAUAUUUUUCGAGACGAUUCCACUGAAAACAUGGAUCAUCUUCAAGAGUCUGCAAGUUUUGAUUUCGUCAUACCGCCACCGCCCCAGCCCCCACCCCCACAGUUUCCACUACCUGAUUACUAUCCAUCACCAGCAGCCAUGCGUAGGCCACCACAGUUUGAGUCCGGGAUGUCUCAGUACGACUAUGAAAACCCUUAUGGACAACAUAUCCAUUUGUUGCCCCAGCAGCAGAUGCCAACCUGGCGCACUGCACUCCCACCUCAAACGCUGUCUCCGCCUCAGUCCAGGAUAAUAAAACUGAGAAAUCUUUCAGACUACAUGCAGCAGCUCAACGGUAAGGCUACCAUUGAUUUGUCUCCAUCACCUGAUGACCCUCCCAACCUGCAGCUGUCGCCAUCCACCUGCACAUCUGAAGAUGUUCGCAGUAGUGAGACGGAGCCAGACAGAAUGUUCAACAGAACAUCACACUCCGAUCACAGUCCCACGUCUGUCACUAGUACCUCUACACAGCACACUUCAGGGCCAAGCUUUGGGAAUCUUAGUCAAUAUUUAUUAAAGAGAAACGAGUCUGUAACCAAAAAUGACACUAAUGAAGAUGGUAGUGUCAGUCGAAGCCACUACAAAUCGGCUGGUCCAGACCCCCGUGCUGCUAGCCGAGAUCAGUAUUUAUACAAUCAUAAUGAUCUUAAUGUGGGAUAUCGGCCAAGACUUGUUCCAAGAUCCCAUGAAGAUCCCACAUCUAUAGACAUGCCUCCACCCAUGCACCCCAUAAACAUACGCAAUAUUUUUGGUCUUGGGCACACCCCUGGCUCUACAGUAAGCAGGGACAGCAAUAACACUUCACAUGGAAGUUUAAACGGAGAUAACAGUUCUUUUACUGGGACAGGAAAUUCUAAGAACGGUUAUGAAAAAAGUUCUGGAUAUGGCAGCGAGCAAGACCACGAAAGGUUUAGUAUUGAUGGCCCUUCCCGUUCUGAAUCCCAUUCAAGGUCAGAAUCUCUCUCGAGGUCACACUCUGCUUCUCCCCCCAGCUACAGCGCUGUCAUACGGACAGGCCCAAAUAGAAUUCAGCUAGUGCCAGCGGGCCAGUUAGUUGAGGAUGGACGAGAGAUUGAAGGCAUUCAACAAGAAUUAAACAGACUUUUGGAAAAUUUGCCUCGCAUCAAUGCUGGUUCAUUUGAAAGAUCUCCCUUACAAUCCAGUGCAACACCUAGCACUCCCCUCACAGGUCCAUUACCGGCCAGUCGGCCUUUGAAAGAUGACUCUUGUGACAAUGGAACCCCUUGUAUUGACCGCAGUUUAGAAGAAAUUCCAGCACAUUUCUCGGACAAGAAAUCGUGGUCACGAAAGGCUAAGCGGCCGAUUAGUGUUGCUGUGCAGGGCAAGGCAGGAAGCACCUCCAACAAUAGCCUGGAUGAAGUGCAAUCUCUUAUUACAGAAAAUAAAAAAGUAUCUUAGCCAGCUGUGGCAAGGAUUACUUUACUAAUUUCUAGUUGUUGUUUUUUUAAUUUACAAAAUAAGUCACUAGGUAUUACAAAAGUUAAACUUUGUAUUCAAAACACUAAUAAUUAAACCUACCAAAAGAAGCUCG